AUGAUAGAGCCUCGGGAACUCAUCGAGCCUGCUGUGGUGCUCGUCAUCGUGGCGCAGAAGGCAGCAAUAUCAGGAACGGCCUGCUUUGGAGGGCGUCGCGCCGGGGAUCAUUGGAUGAGGACAGGGAGGGACUCAGGGCACCAGCAGGCGAGAGCUUGCGGGGUGGAGAAGCGGUUCAAGCUCGUGCCAGUGGCGCGAUUACCGUACGACUCAGAAAAUGUUUGCGCGGCCGCCAUGGCGCGACGCACCGCGUGGAGAACCCGCCGACGCCGCAUUGCAGUCCCUCCCAUCCGCGGCUUCGUUCGGCGCCUCGUAUCCUCCCUCAUCCUCGCCGCUCUCCUCCUCUGCGCGGCCCUGCCCCGCUGCGUGCUCGCCUGUGACUCGAUCCAACCCGAGCCUUUUCCCUCGCUCGCCGCUCACCUUUCCGCCCCGCCAUCGCCGAUUAACCGGGGCGCGGAGUUUCGGGAGUCGCAUGCGACACGUGUCGCCGACGGUGGGGACCGGGGCGACGAGAGCGAGCAGAGAGAUAGCGAGCGGCGAGCUACACGACAUGGCGCAUCGUUGCUGCUUCUGCUGGCGGGGCAGGAAGGGCUGGGGCAGGAAGAAACGAGCGACGGGGGUUGGACGGACGGCGCGCGGGCAAGAAUGGGAGACGCAGCGGUAUCAGCGGCAGAGGAGUCAGCGGCAGCGGCGGCAGUGCCCGUUCCAGCGGAGCCGUCAACGGCGCACUGUUACUGCCCUAGCGACGACUGGGACGACACUGGCGACGACUGGCACGACACUGGCGACGACUGGCAGCACAGCGCGGAGGCAUGGGCAGCGGAGGACGCGCGUGGGGCGGGGAUGGGAGAGACGGGCAGCGGCAGCGAUGCGGGCGUCGUAACGCGAGGCGAGGGCGGCGAUGCAUGGCCGGCAGCAGGGGCGCUACGGCUGCCUAGCGAGAGCGCUCGGCCGCUCGGCGUGCGGAUGGUGGUCGAGGCGGGCAGCAGGCAUGGCAGCGACAGCAACGUGGGUGGGGAACGGCGCAGCGACGGGCUAGACAGGGGGGGUCUGCACCCGCGUCAAGGGGCGGGUGAACCGGAGACGGCUGGAGCAAUGGCAGUGUGUGACGGAAUGCGCGGGUGUGCGGCCGGAGCGGAACACGCGGUGGGCUUGCUCUUACCCACGUCGCAGGUCACGCACCCCGGCGCCGUUCACUCAGAGCACCCUCAUGCCCUUCUACUCAGUGCGCAUUCCGAACAAGGGGCCUCUGCGCUCAUCCACAGCGUCGCCUCUCCAGCCCUCCCGGCGUACAGCAUUCUAACGGCGCCGCCGGCCAGUACGCGAGUCACCGGGAAGGGGAUAAGGAAGCGUGUUAGGAGCGAGCAGCGGCGCCUGCUUGCGCUCUACGCGCGCCACAUGUCCGGACCUGGCCGCUGGGUUGGGCCCCUCCCGGACGUCCCCAACGGCGGGUCCUGGGUCUUUGCGCCGCUCCGCUCCCCCCUGCACGUGCGCUCGUUGGCGCAAAUCCCCCGCAGCUUCCCCCUGUUCGACGCGGAAGCCGCCUGCCGGCUGCAUCUAGUGGUCACCGACGCGGAUUCCUUCCGCCGAUGGCUGCCGCCGCCGAACGCCACUGGCGCAACCACCCCGGCGGAGGUCGAGCAGCCGCGGAGUUCAGGUGCGCGCGCGCUUUCUGCCUCCCUCGCGCCUCCUGCGCCUCACGCGCCCCCGCAGCCGCCACCGGCGCAGACAGUGGGGGGAAGGCGGAGCGACGCUGCGCCGCUGGUGGUGCUGAGCACGAGCACUUUCUCCACUGGCGCAGGCGCGGGGGGGAUUGCGGGAAAGCAGGGCACCGUGGUGCAGCUGUGGGCGGAGAGGGACGACCACGAGGGGGGAGGGCAGGCGGACCUGGGGCUUGAACUGGGGUUGAGACUGGGGCUGGGGCUGGGGUCGGGGGGGGAAGGGCAGCGCGCGGAGCAAGGGGCGGAGACGGAUGCUUGGAGGGCGGGGAGCGGGGAGAGGAGGAGCUUGCUGGCAGCUGACGCGUGCAGAGGCUGGGGGGGCUGGUGGGACCAGGGGGAUGAGGAGGCGAGCGGAGGGCUGCUAGGGUCUGGGGAAGGGAAAGAUACGGGGAGCGAGAGCGCGGCGGAGGGCGCGGGGCCGGGGUUGGGCGCGGGAGAGGGCGUGGGCAGUGAGGAGCGGGAGUGGGUGUUGCGGUGGACCAUGUGGAACGUGCAUGGCACGGAUGGCGCUAGAGAUGACUGGGCGCCAGGGGACGGACUGCCCGCAGAGUGGCCGGCGCUGGAGGCAGGCGAGGCAGCGAGGCUGGAUGCGCUGAUUGCGACGCAGCUGGGCAGGGAAGGAGGGGGAGGGGGAGAGGAAAGGGGAGCGGGAAGGGAACGGAGACAGUUGAAGGAUGCAUAUGAGGGCGAGAUGGAGAUAGCGAGUGAGUUCAAGGCUGGGGUUGACGCGGAGAGGGGUAGGCGACUCAUGGAGGGAGAAGCAGGGGUGUCGUUGCAUGUCAACGCGCAAGGGGCUGGCCCACAGGCCGGCGAGCUACUCUCCUCCUCUGAAAUGCACACAGACACUGGUGCCAUGGCGACGACUCACCACCCACCACCACCCGGUACCGCUUUGCAAACCCCUCUGCCGCGGACCAGCCAGCGGUCGCUGGACGUGAAGGUGGCCAAGGAGGAGAUCGAGGCGGCGAUCGCGGCGGCGCUGGCAGCGGCGCACCAGCAGCGCGUGCUGCUGGCGCUCAACAUCUUUGCGCCCGUGGUGCGCGUCGUCGCCCCCCACAUGCCCCCUAUCACCCUUGUAGAGCGCCUCGCCAAGGCGCGCUCGUUGCACCCGCUGCUCGCGCACCUGCUGCGCCUAGACGUGCACAUUCAUGAGGUGGAGCUGGUGGUGCGCGCGGAACCCGCGCCUCCGCCUCCGCCCUCGAGCGGAGUGCGCGGGAGCAACCUGUCCGCGCUCACGCGGGGGCAUUUCGAUGUGUGGAGCGCGGGGAGUGGGAAGCAGCUGGCGGCGGGGAAGGUGCUGCAGCAGUGGGACGCGUAUGACGUAGUGAAUGUGACUUCUGGGGACGUGGGGCGCGACUGGCGCUUCUCCUCCCUUGCCUACAAUUUCGAACCUGUUAAGCCUCCGCGCCCACCGCCUCCGCCCUCCCCGCCCGCCCCCCCUCCGCCCCCGUCCCCUCCGCCGUUUCCCCCGCCCGCGCCCUCGCCCCCACCGCCGUCCCCUCCGCCUCCCGCCCCUCCGCCCCCUCCUUCGCCUCCGCCUUCGCCUCCGCCGCCCAGCCCGCCUCCCCAGCCGCCGCCCCCUAGCCCUCCGCCUUCUCCUCCCCCUCCGCCCCAGCCCCCACCGUCACCCCCACCGUCUCCGCCACCCUCGCCCCCACCAAACCCUCCGCCCCCACCACCGCCCCCCUCUCCUCCUCCUCCUUCUCCCCCUCCCUCGCCGCCUCCCCCUUUUCCGCCUCCUCCUUCCCCUCCGCCCAGCCCUCCUCCCUCCCCGCCCCCACCUUCGCCCCCCCGUCCGCCAUCUCCACCGCCCCCGUUUCCCCCUCCGUCACCUCCCCCGCCCUCAUCUCCUCCCCCUAGCCCUCCUCACCCACCUCCCUCCCUUCCCCCAACUCCCCCGUCCCCCCCACCGUCCCCCCCUCCCUCACCUCCUCCCUCACCUCCUCCCUCUCCCCCUCCACCGUCCCCUCCCCCUCCUCGCCCUCCUUCCCCGCCUCCUCACCCACCACCCCCAAACCCUCCCCCUUCUCCACCCCCGCCGUCCCCCCCUCCACCGUCCCCUCCGCCGCCCCCUUCCCCCCCUCCCCCACUCGCGCCCCUCUCCCCCGCCGACGCCCGCCUGGGGAUCAUCCAAUCCCUGGGCGAGUGGCAGAGGGCAAUAGCAGCGCAGCAGCUCACGGCAGCAGCAGAAAUCUUCUCCCCCACAUGCCUCCUCCUCACGCCCACCCUCCCGCUCCUCACCCUCGCCUCCCUCUCCGACCGUCUGUCCGCGCUCCAGCUACUACCAGCAGGGUGCGGCACAGAGCAGCUAUUCGCAGCGGUGCUGGCGGUGGGGGUGUUUAAUGGGGUGGGGGACGACAGGGACCUUGGGGGGGCGUACCUGGUGCUCAGCACGGGCGUGUUCAGCUUCUCUGCGCCUGACGGCGCUGUGCUGGAGUCUGCUAAUGCCGUGGCGCUCUGGGAAGUGAGGGACAGGGCGCGGGAGGCGCAGGGGCAUGGCUGGGGCAACGGCAGGGGCAGGAGCAGUGGCAACGGUAGGGAUGUGGUAGAAGCUGUGGCGGAUGGGGAGGUGGUGGGAGCGGGUGGGUUACGUAUGGUGAGUGGUGGGGGAGGAGGGUUGUCGGAUGGGGUAUCAGAUGGAAGGGAUGGCAUGCACCAGGCAGCGCACAUAAGGCAGCUGUUUCAGGAAGACGUGAACCGCCGGCGGUUGCAGGAGCAGGGGCAGGGGCAGGGGCAGCAGAAGCAGCAGAAAGAGGGGCAGCAGCAGCAGCAGUGGUGGCGGCCCCAGGAGGCGAGUCAGAACGGCCAGCUGUGGUCUGCGCGAGUGGUGGUGUGGAACUCGAGGCUCUCAGCCUUCCCCCCAGGCCGCGGGCAAGGCACGGGCAUAGAAGACGCACUUAACUUGCUCUGGCUCCUCCCGCCCCUCCCACCCUCCCCUCCCCUCUCUGCCUCCGCCCCGCCUCGCCUCUCCCUUUCACCUGUGCCUUCUGGACCUCUUCCCUUGAUCUCACUGCAGGCGUCUCUGGCACCAGCAGUGGCAGCACCACCUAUCCCUGCUGCCGCUUCCCUUGAACCACUCGCACUGCCACAGCCUGUGCUUCCAUUGGUACUUCCGCAGGUGGCGCGGGUGGGAGGUGCAGGGCUGUCUGGUCAGGCAGUGGGAAAGGGCGUGCUUAUGCAAGAGGCAGCAGGAGGAGGAUACGCAGAGGCGCAGGAAGAGCAGGGGGGAGGGGCUGAGGCGCCAGGGCUAGAGGACAGGGAGGAGGGGUUGGGAGGGGGGCUGAUGCUGGUGGAAGAGAGCAGACAGCAUGCAGAGGGGAUGGGUGUGAGGAGACGCGUGCAGCUGGAAAUGGGCGUGGCGGGGCAGGGAGAGUUGGGGGAAGGGGUGGGGGUAAGGUUGGAGGAAGUAGGAAGGGGCGGAGGGCACGGGGCGUGGGGGCGGGGCAGGGGGCGGGGGGGGUUGCUGAUUGAGCAGGUGGAUGGCGUGUGCUGGGUGCAGGCACAGCAGCGGGGCGCGCAGGGAGAGGCGCAGCAGCAGGGGCGAGGGGAGGCGAUGGGGGUGGAGCGGUGGGGGAGGGGAGCAGGUGGGAGGGCAGGGUGGGAAAGGUGGGAGAGGUGGGUGCGGUGGGUGAUGCGGGCAGUGGCACGGGUGGUGGUGGGGGGCGUGGUGUGGUGGCAGCAGGCUCGCGAGAUGCUUCCCGUGCUUGGAUCCUUGCAGUAUGAGAGUGGCGUGCAGAGGCUGGGAUCGGGAGGAAGGGGGUGUGGAGCAGGGGAGGGGUGUGGGAGCAUUGACGGUGGCAGUGAUGGGGUGAUGCAGCAGAGUGUGAGGGAGCAGAGUGGAGAUAUGCAGCAGCACGGGCAUAGGUUACAGGCACCGUUGCUCAUCGUGCCAUUUGCAGGGCCGGGGGCGAUCAGUCGCAGCAGGAAGGAUGCUGGUUUGGAAACAGUGAUCGGCACAGGACACCCAGGCGUCAUGCAUGCAAGCACCAGCAGGCUUCACAGCACUGCUCCUCAAGCUGAUCCCACGCCCCCCUGGCCCCUCAUGCAUCACGCAGCAAGCACCGCUGCUGCCUCUCUCACCGCUGCUCCCUUCCCCACCUCUCCCCCACCAUCUCCCCACACCAAGCCACCGGUUCCCCCGACCGCCCCUCGCUCGCCGCUCGAAGCCAACGCAUCGGCCAUCAGGGGGGAGAUUGCUGUCUCGCUGCGCUGCUGGCGGCAGCACGUGCAGGCGAGGGAUGAGCAGCGUGCUGCUGCCAUCUUCGCCCCGGUUACCUCCCUCACUGCCCCCGGCCACGACCCCCUGCUGCUCCCAGACCUGCCCUCCAAACUCACUGCCAUCAAACCCUUUCUAGAGGGGCGAGCGGUGGUGCGAGUGCGGUUGGGCGCGGUUCAGGUGGUGAAGCGGGGCGUGCAGCCGGGGCAGGCGGUGGCAGUGGUGGCGCAGGGGGAGUUUGAGCUGAGUUGGCGCGGAGAAGCAGAGCGGGAGUGGAGAUUACCGGGCAAGGGAAUGAUGCUGUGGGAACCCAGAGAGGCACCGGCCGUGGCAGCGUGGCUGGAUGGAGAGACGCCGUGGAACGGGAAGAUGGCUGCUGAUGCUGCUGGGGGAGGUUAUGACUUGGUGGAUGGUGCGCAUGGCCAUCUGGAACUAUGA
Messenger RNA from Closterium sp. Naga37s-1, 6375 nucleotides. NCBI's taxonomy places the organism in Eukaryota, Viridiplantae, Streptophyta, Zygnematophyceae, Desmidiales, Closteriaceae. The record is from the annotation of a GenBank genome assembly.